Molecule: messenger RNA, 1608 nt
Organism: Henningerozyma blattae CBS 6284
Lineage: Eukaryota; Fungi; Ascomycota; Saccharomycetes; Saccharomycetales; Saccharomycetaceae
Exons: 1
Coding region: 1-1608 (535 amino acids)
Molecular function (GO): protein binding
Source: RefSeq, a predicted model, not a curated record
AUGCUAGAUAUUUUGCCCAAUGAAGUAUUUGAAUAUAUAGUUUCAAUGCUUGCUCAAGAAGAUAAAACUUCAUUGAUGUAUUUAAACAAGAAAAUGUACCUUCAAAUCUGUCCCUUACUGUAUAGAAACAUAUAUCUCAAUGAAAGAUUUUAUGUUCCUGUAGAUUUGGAUUCAACGUUUGGUACACAUUAUUGGUCUGUCUUAUACUUUCGUUUUGAUUCCAACUCCAAUGAUCCAAUACUGGCAAAAGAAAAAGCAAGUUAUAAAUUUAGUUGUCUAGUAAGAUCAUUGUUUUCCAAUACUGAAUUAUUCAAAUUGAUUAGAAGAGUUCAUUGUAAUUGGAAUCUUGAUCAAGAUAUCUUUAGACAUUUCAUUCAUCUUUUAAUUCAAUUUGCUGAUAAUUUACAAGAGGUAGACAAUUUUUUAAAAGUAGAUAUCAGUAAUUUAUUAAUACAAAAAUCAUCUCAAUUAAUUUCAUUAACAAUACCACCUCCUUCUGUUUUACCAAAUAAAAUUUUAGCUAAUGAACAAUAUUUUUCCACUAUCCGUUCAAUUUGUAAUCAUUAUAAUUUCGAUAAUUUGCAAAGUUUAACCAUUCAUCCAAAUUCUUUAACAUUUUUCCCCAAAUUAUCACAUCCUCUUAAAAUAAAAUCUUUAUCCUUAAAUUUAAGACCUGAUACUCAUAUUGCAGAAGGAAAUCCAAACACUUUACCAAUACAACUUCAUUAUUAUGAUAUCUUUGAUGUAAAUAGUAUAAAAGAAUUGGAAAUUUUAUCUUGGUAUGAUGAUUCUAUUACUUCACUAGAUUUAUAUGAAAUGUGGAAUUUAAAUGACUUUUGGGAAUUCCAUAAUAUUGAGAAUUUAGUACUUCUAUCAUUAUUUAGUAAUACAGUUUUUCUUGAGAAUUGUAUAACCAAUUUCUAUUAUUUAAAGAAAUUAAAAGUUGAUUAUAUGUUUGAUAGUACAGUUUCCUUAGCGACAAUUAAUUCAAUGGCAAAUAAUCGUUGUUCAAAAACAAUCGAAUAUAUAGAUAUUAAAUUUGUUGAUGUAGAUCCUCCACUGUUAUCAAUCGAUCAAGAUGAAAUCUCCAUGUUUAGAUUACAUUUAAAUUGUAAAUGUGAUGAUUGCCAAUUCACAUUCAAAAAUAUCAUAUUAAAAAAAUAUUUCCCCACGCAGGAUACUUUUAUUAUUAAAGAUUAUGAAGAUGUAAAACAAAGAAAUUUUAUUCAACAAAUGUUUAGAUUAUAUCCAAUUAUUCCAUAUUCUCAAGGUUAUAAUGAAUAUCCAGCUAUUGGAUUUAAUAUGAAACCAUUAAGUGAUUUUGUAGAAAAAAUAAACGAAUUAUUAAAAUUAUCUAUAAAUGAUACAAGAGCAUUAACUGUUGAAGACAUUAGAAAAAUAUAUUUUGUGAUUAUACAUUCCUAUAAAAGAUCGUAUGAUAUAUUUUUAAGAAAUUUCCCAAAUUUGAAAUUCUUAAUUCUAAAUGAUUUACCUACCAAAAUUACAAGUCUUAAUGAUCAAAAAUGUAAUAUUCCCUUAUUCCAUUGUGAAGAUUAUAAAAGUAACCAAGUGUAUGAAAUUGUAGAUGCUAAUUCAUUAUUCAGCUGA